AUGUAUUCAAAUAGUAAUAAUAAAGAUGAAGAUAUAAAAUAUAAAAGAAAUGAUAUGGAUGUAUUUUCAUUAUUGGAAUCUAUAGAGAACGAUUCAUCACGAUUAAUUUUUAAAAAUUCAAAUGGAUUAUCGUCAUCAGGGACAACUUUGUAUAGACCACCAAUAGAAGAUUUUGAAGAAGAGAUAAAUUUAAAAGAACAAGAGCAAAAAUUAAUCGAGUUACGUAAUGAAUUGGCAAAUACAUUAAAUAGUUCUUCAUCAUCCUCUUCCUCAGCAUCUAUACAGGGAAAUAAUGCGGUUUCAAAUGAUAAUAAUAGUAAUAAUAAUGAUAGUGAUAAUAAUAUAGAUAUAAAUAAUGGUGAUGAUAAAUUAAUAAUAGAUAAUAAUAGUUGUAGUAGCAGUAAUAUAGGGAACACUACAGAAAUAGAUAACACAGAAAAUAAAAUUAUAAAUAACACAGAAAAAUCAUCCUCCUCGUCAUCCUCAAGUAGUAAUAUUAAUAUACUUCCUGUAAAUUUAACACCAAAAAAACCAAAUCUUUAUAUAAAUACAAACUUUUCAAAUAAUGACGAUGAAGAAAAAAUAGUUCAAAUUUCUGGGCCAUCAACUCCUCCAAUACCUUUAGAUUCACCAUUAAAUUUUGCUUCAUUAGAAUCAUUUGGCCAAAAACAACCAGAGUUAAUAAAAGAGCAACCACAAUUAGAAGAAAAUAAAAACAAUAGUAGUGAAAUUAAGAACAAUAGUAAUAUUAUAAUUACAGUAAACGAUAGUGAUAGUGAUAAUGUAACAGCAAUAACAACAACCACAACUAUAAUACCAAAACCAACUUUAUCAACUCCAACAACUCCAUCAUCUACUAUAAGGGUUAAUGGUAUUGGUACAACACCUGGGCGAUCAUCAAGUAGCGGUUUAAUUAAUCAUAAAAAAUAUGAUGAAACAAUAGAUCCAAGUUUCUUUUUAAGUACAGCAAGCAUUGGUCUUAAUCGUUUAAGAAGCAGUACUGGUGGUAGUUUAAGUAAUAGUGGUAAUGUUAGUCCAUCAGGCCCAACUCCAAUUUUAGCAACAUUAUUUCAAAAACAUAACUCGAAAACAGAUAUAUUAAAAGGGUCAUCAGAUUCAAUAAAUAAUGGUGGUAAUAAUAUAGUUAAUAAUAAUAAUACUAAUAAUAGUGGUUCAAAUAGUUUAAAUAGUAGUAAUGGAAUAGUAUUAAAUAAUAAUAAUAAUAAUAAUAACAACAACAACAACAAUAAUAAUAAUACUGUUAUAAAUAAUGGUUAUGGUAGUUUAGGAAAAAAUAAUAAUAUAAAUAAUAAUAUAAAUAAUAAUAAUAGUAGUAUAAAUGAUUUAUCGGAGCAAGUUUUAUUAGCAAAUAUGGAUAACCCAUUUAGUAGUAUUCCAGGAAGAAUAAAGAAAAAUCUGGAUACUAGACGUGGUGCAACUAUAGCAAAUCCUCAACAACUUACCAGUUUAAUUAGAUCAGGUAAUACAGCAAAGCUUCAAAAGUUUUUUGGUUUAGAAAAAGAGGAUAUUUUGGCCUUAAAUCUUAUGCAACAACAACAGCAACAAAACCAGCAACACCAAAGUCAGCAACAACAAUAUCAUCGUAGUAGUCACAGUAGUGGUGGAUCAUCACCAAUUAGUAUUUCGAGUAGUUCAUCACCAUUAUCGGCAUCACCAAACGCCUCUCCACCAUCAUCUCCAAUGUUAUCCUCAUCGCCCUCAUCAUGGAUUUCAGGUACUUCACCAGCACGUAAAAUAAGAGGAAGAUCUUCAACAUCCGGUAGCUUUGUAGAGAACCUCCCAAGAAUUCCAAAUAUUCCAAAUAUUUCAAAUAUUGGAGGUGGUCAAUAUAAUACUACUCCACCACUUUUACCAUCACAAACUGAACAUACUAAAUCUCCAAAAGAUUAUCACAAAAAACCAAAACAAUUAAUUGCUAAGCUCUUAAAGAAUAACUCGAUGUAUAUAGAAAAAGAAAAAGAAAAAGAAAGAGAACGAGAAAGAGAAAGGGAAAGAGAGAAAGAAAAAGAAAGGGAAAGAGAGAGAGAAAGAGAGAAAGAAAGGGAAAGGGAAAAAGAAAGUAAAAUAGAUAUCAAAUAUUUAGCAUCAGGUCAAUUAUAUCUAGAUAACAAUUAUAACAGUCAUCAUAAUAAUAGUGGAAAUAAUACAGCAUCAUCAUCACCAACUUCAAAUCAAUUAGCCGAUGGCAGUUUUGUUUUAUCAGCAAGUUCAAAAGAAUCAUUGGGUGCCUUAAUGAAAGAUCGUCCAGCUUAUGAAAUGUUCAAAAUCUUCCUUAACAAAGAGAAUCGUUUAUCUAAUAUACUAUUUGUCGAAGAAGUCGAAAUUUUUCAAACUGGUGUUUUCAAUAAUGAUCAAUCUGUUCAAGAGGAAAUGGAACGUAUUUUCUAUAAGUUUGUUUCUGAAGGUUCAGAUUUCGAUAUUAAUAUUCCAAAACGUUAUUUCUACCAAAUUAAUCAUCAUAUCAAAGAAAAGAUCCCCAACAAAUAUGUCUAUGAAAAAGUUUUAAAGGUUAUUAAAGAUGAAAUUUCCUCAGAUUCAUUCAAACGUUUCUGCUCAAUGAAUGGGAAUAAUAGUGUUAGUUCACCAUUAUCUGUUGUAAAUAGAGUUCCAAGUCAUAGUAUACUUCGUCAUAAUUCAAUUAGUCGUAAAUCUCCACAUCAUUCAAAUUCUCCUUCUCCAUCAUCAUCACCACCUGAUUCUUACACUACAAAUCAACCAAUUAUUUAUAAUGGUUCACCAAAUUCAUCACCUCAAUCUGAUAACACAAACAUUGGUAAUAAUAAUAAUAAUAAUAAUAAUGGUCACUAUCACCACCAUCACCAUCAUCAUAAUAGUAAUCCACCAAAUUUAAAUCUUUCAACUGGUUUUAAUAGUCCCCCACCAUCACAUAUAUCAUCACCACCAUUAUCACCACGUCUUUCAAUGAUAAGACCACAUUUCCUAAAAGAUUUAAAAACACUUCAAAAUACAAUUUCACAAGAACAAGAACUUUUAACUGAAACAUUAGAUGAAUUAAUACCCUAUGGUGUUGCAUUUGGAUUCAAAAGAGGUUCAUGUAAACCACCAUGCGAUUGUCUUGCCUACCAAUCUGAGGGAGAUAAAGGUGGUGCCUGUUUAAAUUGUGGCCAUUAUCCUGCAGUUCAUAAAAAUUUAGGAAAAAUUAAUCCAAGUGAAAAUAAUAUUAUUUUAAAUCAAAAUAGCGGUAUAAAUAACAAUAAUAGUUAUAGUAAUAGUAAUAAUAAUAAUAAUAUUAUUAUAAAUAAUAAUCAUAAUAAUAAUAAUAAUAAUAAUAAUAAUAAUAAUAAUAAUAAUAAUAGUAUAAAUAAUAAUUUAGAACAAAUUGGUUUAUUACCAAGCACAUUUUUAUCAUCAAAUUCAUCGAAUAAGAGCGCCUCAUCAUCCAAUCAUUUUGGAAAUGAUGGAUCAUUUUUUAAUAAUAACCCUGUAAAUAUAAAUUCUAACAAUCAAAAUUUAUCCAAUAAUCUAAAUAAUAAUGUAAUACCAACAAUUCCAAUAAUAACACAUACAUUACCAACAUCAACAAACAAUACAUCAGCUUUAACAACACCAACUAUAACUUCAUCAAACCCACUUUCAUUUUCAGAUAUUGUAAAUAGCAAUAGUUUUAUGAACCAAACCACCUCACCAAUCAGUUAUAGUACAGGUACAGGUACAGAAAUUUCAAUACCACCACCACCAAUCAUUACAACAACACAGUCAUCCGCAAGUUUAUUUAAUGAUAGUCCAUUAUCAUCACCAAAACGUAUGCAUUUCCAUAGUGGUCUUGGAAAUGGUGAUCUUAAAUCAACUGGUUCACAAAAUGACUCGCUUGCAAUUUUACAAAAAUUAAUUUCAAAUGGUGGUUCAUUAAAAAAUGCAAUUUCUAGCUUUAAUAAUAACCGUAAUUCAGUUUUAUUAACUUCCAAUAGCAAUAAUAAUGAAGCCAACAGUGAUAUUAGAGAGGAAAUUAAUGAACUAAAUGAAAAUAUAAAAAAUUUAAAUUAUGAUCCACUUAAAGAACCAUAUCAACAAGAAGAAAGCUUUACCCCAAGUACAAAUAAUAAUAACAAUAACAAUAACAAUAAUAAUAAUAAUUUGAAUAAUAAUAACUAUAGUAAUGGUUUAAAUGUAAAUAGUAUAAAUAAUUCAAAUUCAAGAUCAUUUAGAGGCAACAAUCCAACUAUUAGCCAAGAAUUAGAUACCAAAGUUUUAAUGAAUUUCAAUAAUUGGGCAAUUGAUGGAGAGGAAAUUGUAUUCUUUAAUAAGCUUGGUGAAGGUACGUCAGCAAAAGUAUAUAAAGCAACAUGGCGUAAUCAAGAGGUUGCUGUUAAAGUAUUACGUUCAGAACCAGAAUCACAAAAGUUAUUAGAUUUCCUUAAAGAAUUAGAAAUUAUGUCAUCUUUAAGAUCACCACAUGUUGUAUAUUUCUAUGGUAUGGUAUUAGACCCAAAGAUUUGUAUGAUUAUGGAAUACUGUUCAAACCAAACACUUUACCAUUUAAUGCAUCUACAAAUGAACUUUACAUGGGACUGGGUAUUUAAAUUUGCAAUCGAAAUGGUCAGAGGUAUUAACUGUUUACAUAGCUGGAAACCAGUUAUUGUCCAUCGUGAUCUCAAAUCUUUAAACCUCUUAGUAUCUGAUAAUUGGACCAUUAAAGUUGCCGAUUUUGGUCUUAGUCGUUUUGCAACCGCAAAAUCAUCAUCAAGAACUACCCGUGGUACCUUUGCAUAUUGUGCACCUGAAGUAUUUUAUGGUAUUCAUACAACAAAAGGUGAUAUUUUUUCAAUUGGUAUUAUUUUGUGGGAAUUGGUUGUUAGAUGUAUUAAAUCAAAAUAUGAAAAACCAUUUUCAGAGUAUAAGCAUAUUCACUAUGAUUUCCAAAUACUUGUACAGACAUCAAAAUACAAUAUAAGACCAACAAUACCUCAAAAUUGUCCAGAAUCAUUUAUAAAUUUAAUAUCUAGCUGUUGGGAUAGUAAUCCAGAGAAUCGUCCAAAUUGCCCCGAAAUUUUAGACUCAUUACUCGAAAUGGAAAAGAAAUAUACAGAAAACAAAAGAAAAUGGGAAAAAAUAAGAGAAAAGCUAAAGAAAUAA
Dictyostelium purpureum is the source of this 5115-nucleotide messenger RNA. RefSeq lists its product as uncharacterized. The transcript has 3 exons. Gene Ontology annotation, biological process: protein phosphorylation. The record is from RefSeq and is a predicted model, not a curated record. NCBI's taxonomy places the organism in Eukaryota, Evosea, Eumycetozoa, Dictyosteliales, Dictyosteliaceae. Gene Ontology annotation, molecular function: protein kinase activity; ATP binding. The coding region runs from base 1 to 5115 and encodes 1704 amino acids.